Heterobasidion irregulare TC 32-1 is the source of this 204-nucleotide messenger RNA. RefSeq lists its product as uncharacterized. The record is from RefSeq and is a predicted model, not a curated record. The transcript has a single exon. Lineage: Eukaryota; Fungi; Basidiomycota; Agaricomycetes; Russulales; Bondarzewiaceae. The annotation marks the transcript as partial.
GUGAAGUAUGGGCAAACUGACCCAAGUGCUGCUAAACAUCCUUUGGAGGGUUGUGGUUGGUCGGGUGAGGACCAACCAUGUUCAGUAAUAGUUGGUGUCUUUGGUACUUGUCUAGUGCUGUUCGGUAUCCCCCCAAAGCUUCCCAAAUACCUCCCUCGGACCCUGGCAUGGGUACAUGCUCAUCACCGCACUCAUCUUGUGUAA